Crotalus tigris (Tiger rattlesnake) is the source of this 6819-nucleotide messenger RNA. RefSeq names its product integrin subunit beta 4 (gene ITGB4). The record is from RefSeq and is a predicted model, not a curated record. Gene Ontology annotation, cellular component: cell surface; membrane; integrin complex. Gene Ontology annotation, molecular function: integrin binding. The transcript is spliced from 41 exons. Gene Ontology annotation, biological process: cell communication; cell adhesion mediated by integrin; integrin-mediated signaling pathway. NCBI's taxonomy places the organism in Eukaryota, Metazoa, Chordata, Lepidosauria, Squamata, Viperidae. Bases 455 to 6010 code for a protein of 1851 amino acids.
UUCCUUCCUUCCUUCCUUCCUUCCUUCCUUCCUUCCUUCCUUCCUUCCUUCUUCCUUCCUUCCUUCCUUCCUUCCUUCUUUCAACUUUGCAUCUGAAAUAAAACUGGACUAUGCAAAAGGGGGAGGAGAGGAAGAGCCAGGGGGAGUCAGGAUAAGCCAAUCUUACAUUUGAAAAUGACAAUGCAGCAGUGAAAGGAGCCUCUUUCUCUCUCUCUCUCUCUCCCCCCAACACACACACAUGCACACGCACACACGUACAUCCCUUGCCACUGGAGGAAGUUGUUGGCUGGAUGUGUGGGUAACUGUUCUUUGGAUUGUUGCACAGGAUUUGGACUUUGAAAUGGACCCAGCAUGAAUGAGAUUACAGAAGGCUGGGUUAAAGGAAUUCAAGAACUAUUAGAUGAGGCUGAGCUGAGCUAUUGCUGACUCCACAGUCUACGGUAUUUCAGGAAGAAUGGACAAGCUCUUGGGAAGGAUGUGGUUCCAGCUGCUUCUGUUCUCCCUGCUUUUUAUCUUAGGCCAAGGAAAGAAAAUUAACCGCUGUAUGGCUUCUAGGGCAAAAAGCUGCACUGAAUGCAUCCGAGUGAGCAGCAACUGUACUUUUUGCACAGAUGAGAACUUCAAAAAUACCCGCUGUGAUUUGGAAGAUAAUCUAAGGAGCUAUGGCUGCCAAAACAACAUAAAACUGAAGUCUGGAGAGUUAUUAAAGACAAGGGAUUUCCAAAUUGAUACAACUUUGAAGAAAGCACAAGUAUCUCCCCAGCACAUAUCACUCAAACUGCGACCGGGUGAUGAAGUAAACAUUGUCAUGAAGGUGUUUGAGCCCGAUGAAUUUCCUGUGGACCUCUACAUUCUUAUGGAUUUUUCACAUUCCAUGUCUGAUGACUUGGACAACCUGAAAGAAAUGGGUCAGAACCUUGCAAAUUUCUUGAGGGAGCUGACGGAUGACUAUACUAUUGGUUUUGGAAAAUUUGUGGACAAAGUUACAGCACCACAGACAGACAUGAGGCCCACAAAAUUGCGGGAACCUUGGCCUAAUGCUGACCCGCCUUUCUCUUUUAAGAAUGUCAUCCGUCUAACCAAUGAUAUUAAUAAAUUCAGCCAGGAACUGAUGGAGGAACGUAUAUCAGGGAACUUGGAUGCUCCUGAAGGUGGCUUUGAUGCUAUAUUGCAAACAACUGUUUGCAAGGAGAAUAUUGGAUGGCGGAAUGACAGUGCUCAUCUCCUGGUCUUCUCCACUGAGUCGGCUUUCCAUUAUGAAGCUGAUGGCGCCAACGUCCUUGCUGGAAUCCUGAGAAAGAACGAUGAAAAAUGCCACCUGAAUCAAGCAGGGACUUACACCUUUGAUACCAAGCAGGAUUACCCCUCUGUGUCUACCCUUGAGCGCCUGCUGAGGCUGAGUGACAUCAUCCCUAUUUUUGCGGUCACCAACCACUCCUAUGAUUAUUAUGAGAAACUGCACACAUAUUUUGCAAAUUCUGAAAUUGGGAGGCUUCAAGAAGAUUCUUCUAACAUUGUGGAAUUGAUCCGUUCGGCUUUUAAGCGGAUUCUUACCAAGAUGACUGUUCGAGUUUAUGAUAUCCCAAAAGCCAUGAAAACUGAAAUAACCUUACAAAAUAAAAUUAGAGUGUCUGGUUCAUUAAAUAAUGUUCAAGGUGUAUUGAAAACCUUCAAUGUGCAUUUGAAAACUAAACAUUUUGAUGACAAGCAUAUCUGUGAUCUCCCAGAGAAGGAACGGAAAGGUAUUAUCCACAUUAAGCCCUCUUCUUUCGGUGACAAAAUGGAGAUUGAUGCCUCAAUUCUCUGUGACACCUGCUCCUGUGAAAAGAAUCAGGAAGUUAGAUCACCAAAGUGCUUUAACAAUGGAAAUUUUGUCUGUGGACAAUGUGUGUGCAAUUCAGGCUGGCAGGGGAACCUGUGUAAUUGCUCAACAUCCUCCAUUACUGAUACUUCAGCCUGCACACGACCUGGAGAUAAAGAACCCUGUUCUGGCAGAGGCGAAUGCCUUUGUGGGAUCUGUCAUUGUUAUUCUGAAGAUCUCACCCAGCGUUAUGAUGGACAGUAUUGUGAAUUUGACAACUUGCAGUGUCCCCGCACUUCUGGAUUCCUCUGCAAUGACCGAGGACAAUGCUACAUGGGCCAGUGUGCAUGUGAAGCUGGUUGGGAAGGCCCUGGCUGUGAAUGUCCCACAAGCAAUGACAUUUGUGUCAGCAGCAAUGGGCUGAUUUGUAAUGGACGAGGGAGAUGUGAAUGUGGUAGAUGCCUCUGUGAUAACCCCACUGCCCAUACUGGUCCCACCUGUGAAAUUGGAUAUUCGGCUUUCCAGCGGGUAUGUGAGGAAGAAUUCCGAAGUUGUGUCCAGUGUCAGGUUUGGCAGACUGGAGAGAAGAAGGGACAGAAAUGUUCAAAGUGCCAGUUCAAGAUCAAGCUGGUGGAUGAAUUGAAUCAAGGUAACAAGUGUACCUUUCAAGAUGAGGAAGAUGAUUGCAUUUACCAUUACACUAGGGAAGAAGACACCAAUCAAUCACAGAACAAUACUGUUCUUGUACAAAAGAAGAAAGAGUGUCCACCAGGAAGUUUUCUUUGGCUUAUACCCCUACUCAUUUUUCUGAUAUUACUCCUGGGGUUGCUGCUCCUCCUAUGCUGGAAAUACUGUGAUUGUUGCGAGAGGUGUUUGGCGUUGCUACCCUGUUGUCCACAAGGUCGUAUGGUUGGUUUCAAGGAGGACCACUAUCUGCUCAGGCAGAGUCUGAUGGCAUCAGAUCACCUGGACACCCCAAUGGUGCGCAGCGGUAAUUUGAAAGGGAGAGACAUAGUCCACUGGAAGAUCAGAAACAAUGUGCACAAGCAAGACUACUCAUCCUUCGCCCUCAAUCCCAAAGAUAUCAUUCCACAUGGGCUCUCUCUCAGAUUGACACGGCUCUACACCCAAAAUCUUACAAAAUUGGAUAGCCGUGAACAUGAGCAUGUGCAGAAAGAGGUGGAGGAAAAUCUGAAUGAGGUGUACAGGAUAAUCCCAGGUGUCCAAAAGUUCCAGCAGACAAAAUUCAGGAUUCAGCCAAAUGCUGGAAAAAGGCAGGACCACACGAUUGUGGACACAGUGCUCCCAGCUCCCCGCUCAGCCAAGAAUGACAUCAUCAAAGUAACAGAGAAGCACGUCUCACAAGGAGAGUUCAAUGAAUUAAAAGUGUCGCCUGGCUACUACACUGUGAUUGCUGAGCAAGAUGCCCACGGCCUGGUUGAGUUUCAGGAAGGGGUAGAGUUGGUGGAUGUUCGGGUUCCCCUCUUCAUCAGGGAAGAGGAUGAUGAUGAAAAACAGCUGCAAGUAGAUGCUGUGGAUAUUCCUGUGGGCACUGCGCAAUUUGGUCGUCGCCAGGUCAACAUCACCAUAAUAAAAGAGCAAGCAAAUAGCAUCAUUAGCUUCCUGGAGCCAGUGUAUUCAUACAGCCGCUUUGACCAGCUGGCUAAGAUCCCUGUGGUUCGAGAAAUAUUGGAGAAGGGAAAAUCCCAGAUAACAUACAGGACACGAGAUCUCACAGCUCAGCAAGGCAAAGAUUAUGUUUCUACGGAGGGUGAUCUGAUCUUCCUGCCUGGAGAGAAGCAGAAGGAAAUGCAAAUCAAAUUGCUGGAGUUGACAGAGAUUGAUACCCUCCUUCGGAACCAGCAGCUGAAACAAUUCGCAAUAGAUCUCAUCAACCCCAGGUUUGGGGCAAAAGUUGGCAAAUAUCCUCAAACCAUAGUGACAAUUUUUGACCCAGAAAGUGUGCAUGAGAUAUCAUCAGAGGUUCAGUUUCCAUAUUCUCCUAGAGGCAUUCUUGCAGCACCUCUUAAUCCAAAUGCCCAAGCGUUAAGCUCUAGAAAGAUCCGCUUCAAUUGGUUGCCCCCUCCAGGCAAACCAGCAGGAUACAAGGUGAAAUAUUGGAUCCAGGGAGAUCCUGAAUCAGAGGCUCAUCUGCUUGAUUCCAAAGUACCUUCGGCAGAGCUGACCAAUCUGUACCCCUACUGUGAUUAUGAAAUGCAGUCCUGUGCCUAUAACGCUUUGGGUGAAGGGCUUUAUUCUAAGGUCGUCCACUGUCGGACACUUGAGGAAGUUCCCAGUGAGCCUGGGCGCUUGGCUUUCAACGUCAUCUCCUCUACCGUGACGCAGCUGAGCUGGGCUGAGCCUGCAGAAACAAACGGCAUAAUCACAGCUUAUGAGGUCAGCUAUGGACUCGUCAACGAGGAAAACAGACCCAUUGGCCCCGUAAAGAAAGUCUUGGUGGAGGAACUGAAGAAGCGGAUGGUUCUGAUUGAAAAUUUACGGGAAUCACAGCCUUACCGCUAUACAGUGAAGGCCAAGAAUGGAGCUGGAUGGGGGCCAGAAAGAGAAGCUACUAUUAACUUGGCUACACAGCCAAAACGCCCUAUGUCCAUUCCUAUCAUUCCUGAUGUACCAAUAAUUGAUGCACAAGGAAGAGAAGACUAUGACAGCUAUCUAAUGUACAGCACAGAUGUAUUGCGUUCACCAGCUGGUAGCAAGCACCCCAGUGUCUCAGAUGACUCUGGCUCUCGGUGGAAAUAUGUGCAGCUGCUGGGGGACGAGCUGGACCUUCGUCACGUCACCUGGAGGCUUCCAGUAGAACUGAUCCCUCGUUACUCGGACAGCAGUUGCUUUUCCUCGGACACAGAGGGUUUCCUCCAUGAGGGUAGCACCCCCUCUGAGCUAGUGGACAGUGAUGCAACCAGCGGCAGCCUACCAAGGAGUGGGACUUCCCAGCCCCAACCAGAACAUCUGAUGAAUGGCCGACUGGAUAUUGCCUUCCCUGCUGGUAGUGGAAGUUUAACCCGAAAUCAUCUAAGUCCACAUGUAUACCACGAGAGAAGAGUGAUCGGAAACUCAUCGCUAACAAGAGAGUAUACUACGGUGUCUGGACAUGACCCAUCCAAGAAUGUUUUCUCUCCCAUGUGUGAAGAAAGUAGAAGGAUACCCCAGAUCCCACAGGAUGUGGGCUUUAGGAGGGCAAAUGUGAUGGGUUACUCUGACAGCAGUGAUGCUCGGGAUUCUAUAGUCAUGACUGAUGGGCCUUCUUGGAUUUCCAAAUAUCUAGAUUCUAGAAUGCAGCUUCUGAAUGUUCCGGACACUCCUACUCGCUUGGUGUUCUCUGCCCUGGGGCCAACCUCCCUGAAAGUCAGCUGGCAGGAACCCCACUGUGAUAAAGAAGUACAAGGAUACAGUGUGCAAUACCAGCUUCUCAGUGGAGGCGAAAUAAAACGACUUACAAUUCCCAAUCCAAUGCAGAACUCUGUGGUAGUGGAUGAUCUAUUACCUAACCACUCCUAUGUCUUCAAAGUGAAGGCCCAAAGUGAUGAGGGAUGGGGUCCAGAAAGAGAAGGUGUGAUAACUAUUGAGUCACAGGUGGAUCCACGCAGUCCUCUCAGUCCUGUGCCAGGGUCACCAUUUACCCUGAGCACUCCCAGUGCCCCAGGGCCUCUCGUAUUCACAGCCCUGAGUCCAGAUUCGCUUCAGCUAAGCUGGGAGAGACCCCGCCAACCCAAUGGCUUAAUUCUGGGCUACAUGGUCACUUGUGAGACCCUGCAAGGUGGAGGGGAACCCAGGACUAUCUAUGUGGAGGGGGAUAACCCAGAGACCACCCUUACAGUGCCUUACCUGAGUGAAAAUGUUCCAUAUAAGUUCAAAGUGCAAGCCAAGACCACUCAAGGCUUUGGCCCUGAAAGAGAGGGUAUUAUCACCAUUGAAUCUCAAGACGCAGGAGUAUUCUCUCAAUAUGGAACACAUCAAUUCACCAGGGAGGAAGUAUUCAAUCUCCCUACAGAAUACAACACCCAAACAAGCAUCACUCAUUCCCUACUGGAUCCUUUAUAUGCAGAUGGGAUGCUGAUGACUACUCAGCGAGUGGAGAGUGGCGGCACCCUUACCAAACAGAUCACCAAAGAAUACAUCACCAGCACAAUGUCCAGCAAUAGUGGGACAUUCUCCAGACAGACAGAGAGACAAUUCUAUGAAGCUUAAAUCCACAAGGAAACUGCCAAAAAGACACUCAAAUUUCAACAACAUGUUCUGUGGCCAUCUUUCAGAUGGAAGCAGAUGGCAUCCUCUGUGCUCCAUUAGCCCCCAAAGCUACUCACUGGCCACUGCUUUUGAAAUACCACCAGGUGGUAUCUGCACACAGCCUAGCUGGUAACCUAGCAUCUUGUGAAAGGAGCUUUUAGCAGAAUACUUGGUUAUAAAACUCUCUUGGCUAGUUCUACUCUUGAGUCCAACUCAUAAGUAUCUGCUUUGCUGCUCUGGAUUUGGUUUGAAAUCUUUACCUCAGACCAUUCCUUUUAACUUUGCAUAUUUUAACUGGAUUGUUUCCUCUUUGUUGAUGUUAAGAUCAUCCUCAGUUUUUUUUUCUUCUGAGCUCCGAUAACAUCCUGUUUGUCACAUACAUUUCUUGCAAUGCAGGGGAAUUAGUCUAAUUGUUGUAUGUAUGGUAAGUACAAUCCCCUGCUGUGCAGUAUAUAGGAACUCACUGGCAGAUUAACAAAAAUACUGUUGCCUAUUUUAUGAUGUAAGGUUGCUAAAAUACAGUAGUGGCCAAAAUUGUGGAAAUACUUUGGGAAAAGUAUACAGUAGAAAUGCCACCUUUGGUUAAGUUGCCACCAAUUUUUCUUCUAAUUUCUUUAUAACUGUAGCCUUGUUCGCUUAAUAAUACUAUUUUACAUCGCUUUUUGGGCAAUCAGUCAACUCUUUGUAGCAUUACUUUAAUUUUAUUACGUUUUACAAGCUCACUAAAUGAAAGAACACAAAAAAACCCAACCAACUUGAUAGCAAUCACA